Molecule: messenger RNA, 1425 nt
Organism: Spirodela intermedia
Lineage: Eukaryota; Viridiplantae; Streptophyta; Magnoliopsida; Alismatales; Araceae
Source: the annotation of a GenBank genome assembly
AUGUCUACUAGAGAUGCAUGAAGAGCUGCAUCAUAAAAUUCAUGGCUAGUUAUUAGAUCUAUUAGAAAAAAUCAGGUAGAAUUCUUGUUGUUGAGAGGUCUCGUUCCACCACUACCUAUUAUGGAUCAGAUAUAUGAUUGAUUUUGUUGAAGGCUUGUUGGUUUUCAACGGAUAUAACACGAUCCUUUUCAUAGUCAAUUAAUUGAGUAAAUACACUAAUUUUCUGUGCUAUGAUGUCCCUUCACCGCCGAAGACAUAACUCUGAUUUUUCAUCUAAGACAUCAUGUGGCUUCAUGGAUUCUUGAAAUUGAUCAUCACCAACAUUUGGAGAGGAACAUUUCAAGCAUUACAAGACGACCCUACACCAAAAAAGCUCCUACCAUCUAUAGGCAAACAAUUAGUCAUAGUUCAUGAAGUAUAGUCUUGAAACUUAUCUUUGUUGCUUUGUAGGAGAUCAACCAAAAUAAAAGAGUAGUUGACUCUUGUGGGUGAAAUUUUAGUUCAACACUGACGUGACUCAGUCGUUGUAUAUUAAAUCACACAAAUAUAAAAUUUAUAAAACUAGAAAAUACGAAUUUUCAGAUAUUUAGAAGUAUUUCUGAACAAAUAUAUCAAUUAUAAUUCAAUAAAACUUCCAAAAAUAGCGGUAAUUUUCCAGGUUAAUCACAGGGAUGUAAUAUAAUAUAUGGUAAUUAUUCAGAAUUUUUCUCAAUGAAUACGAUUUUCUAUGAAUUGUAUACUAGGAAAUGAAAAGAAAAUAUAUUUAAAAUUCACAAAAAAGGGAAAUAAGGGUGCGGACGUCAAGAUGACGUCAGUGCCCGGCGAACGCGAAUCGGAUGGAAACAGAGUUCCGCCCGGCGAUUCUUAUGUAAGCGAUUACAGACGAUUUAAUUAAUCAAAUUAAGAUCUAUAAAAGCUGUAAGAAUCGUAAUUGAACAAGGUAUAUUUUGGUAAAUUAAAAACACAAAAAUUAUCACUAAAUGAAGCGUAAAGUAAGUUAAAAGUAGGAAAACAGAGUUCUGACGUCGCGACGGCGAUGCGUCGGUGAUGCACCGAAAUCCUGAGCGUUCGGAAGGAUCGUCGUGUAGUGUCCACAGCCUCGAAGGCUCUCCUUGGACAAAGAUGACGUGGGCAAUUUCUAGAUCUUCUCGCGAAGUCUAGAGAUUAAUGAAAUGGGUCGUCGAGUCGUCUUCGGCAGCUGUCACCCGGCGGAGCAGAAAAAUGGCAACUUUGCGGCUCUCCGGUGGUUGUCACCCGACAGAGAGGAGCCGGAUGGAGGUGGGGCGCAUGUUAGGGAGCUUCAUCCUCAGGUCUACGCAGCAAGAGGAGGCUCUUCAUCGCAUCUGGUACACUCUCAGGAGGUGGCGACUCGUCUCCCGGCGGAUCGUCCUCUUCCUGACGAUGACUUGUUCGUUGAUCUAUUAG